Messenger RNA from Hippoglossus stenolepis (Pacific halibut), 791 nucleotides. It is a transcript of the gene il21, whose product is annotated as interleukin 21. The record is from RefSeq and is a predicted model, not a curated record. Gene Ontology annotation, molecular function: cytokine receptor binding. The transcript has 6 exons. Gene Ontology annotation, cellular component: extracellular region. Gene Ontology annotation, biological process: immune response. The coding region runs from base 38 to 475 and encodes 145 amino acids. Lineage: Eukaryota; Metazoa; Chordata; Actinopteri; Pleuronectiformes; Pleuronectidae.
UCUGACUUUUGGUGAUCUGUCGUCUGACUCUGAGAACAUGAAGCUGAUUGUUCUGCUCCUCGCUGCAGUGUGCUGCUCUUUGGGCUUCGCAGAGUACCAAACCAAGGAGAAGAGGAAAUUAGUAGAGGUCCUGAGGCAGCUGGAUCAUGUGAGAAAGACUCUAACCCUGCAGCACAACGAGACGAUGCUGAAUUCUCCACCGCACGAUGUCGAGAACUGCUGCUGCCUGCCGGCCUUGGAGUGCUUCCAUGCAAACCUGAUAGUCCAUUUCAACGGCACCAACAAAAUACAUAAAAAACUUAACAGGAGCCUGAAUAGUUCCAUAACUAAAAGCGGUGUGGAAUACUGUCCUUCAGGAAACAACACGACCACGUGCCACGACUGCGACUCACAUCCUAAAGUGAACGUCCAGGAAUUCUUCGACAGGCUGGAGUCUCUAAUUCAAAGGGCUUUAAGCAGACCGGUGCAGGGCUGAGAAACAGAAGAAUGACGCCGACCGACACUACGCUGACAAUAUGCUAAACAUGGAAAAGUUUACAUGUUGUACUUUUUAAACUAUUAUUUAACUUAUUUAAUAUAUUUAUUGAGUUUAUUUAGAGGAGGUUAAUCCCAAGCGAAUGAAGAAUGUAUUUUCAGAGCAGCUGCUUUGCCGCCACCCAGUGGACUGGACUUGGCAGUUUUUUCUUUUUUCUCUAUUUCACUCGCAGUGAAAGUUGAUUCAUAACAUGUUGAAGUUCUCAAAGAAUAAAAUGUAUACAAUGACAUUUAUACUGUGUAUGAUGGGCCUCAGU